Messenger RNA from Salvia miltiorrhiza (redroot sage), 1201 nucleotides. RefSeq names its product very-long-chain 3-oxoacyl-CoA reductase 1-like. Gene Ontology annotation, cellular component: endoplasmic reticulum. Gene Ontology annotation, molecular function: ketoreductase activity. Lineage: Eukaryota; Viridiplantae; Streptophyta; Magnoliopsida; Lamiales; Lamiaceae. The record is from RefSeq and is a predicted model, not a curated record. The transcript has 3 exons. Bases 68 to 1063 code for a protein of 331 amino acids.
AUUGAAUAUUCACCUGUAUUAGUAUUACUCGACACUGCAUCUGCAUCCAUCUCUAGAUUCUCCGCUAAUGGAGAUUCAAGCCCUUUUCAUACUCACCGCCGCCUGCUUCGGCUUCAUCAAUCUCUCAAAAUUCCUACUAAAAAUCCUCGUAUCGCUAUGGGCCGCGUUCAUCCGGCCGGAAAAAGAUCUGAGAUCGUACGGCUCCUGGGCCGCCAUCACCGGCUCAACCCAGGGCAUCGGGAGAGCCCUAGCUUUCGAGAUCGCGGCGAGAGGCCUCAACCUCGUGCUGAUCGACCUCAACCCUUCGACGCUGGAGGCGACGUCGCGAGAGAUCCGGCGGAAACACGGCGGGAUCGAGGUGAAAACCGUCGCGAUCGACUUCGCCGCCGGCUGCCGAGCCGGGGAGGAGAUCGCGCGGGCUGUGGCGCGGGAGAUCAAGGGUUUGGAUUUGGGGAUUUUGAUCAACAACGCCGGGAUGGCCUAUCCGUACGCGAGAUUCAUGCACGAGGUGGAGGACGGCCUGAUGGAGAGCGUGGUCGGAGUGAACGCCGCGGCGGCGACGUGGGUUGCGAGGGCGGCGGUGGCGGAGAUGCUGGGGAGGGGGAGAGGCGCCGUCGUGAACAUCGGCUCCGGCUCUUCCGCUUACGUUCCGUCGUACCCGCUUUUCACGGUUUACGCCGCCACGAAAGCAUAUGUGGCGAUGCUGUCAAAAAGCAUGAGUUUGGAGUAUAAACAACAUGGGAUUAAUGUGCAGUGCCAGAUCCCAAUGUUCGUGGCAACAAAAAUGACCUCUAUAAAGAAACCAUCACUAUUCAUUCCAUCUGCAGAGACAUACAGCAAGGCCAGCAUGAGAUGGAUUGGCCAAAAUGAUCCAAUCUGCAUACCUUAUUGGCCUCAUGCUCUGCAGGCCCUCAUCAUCUCCUUCCUCCCACACCAACUUCUUGACAGCCUUCUCUUUAGAUUUUUCCUCGGGAUGCGGGCCCGCGGGCGGAGGAAGGACGAGAAAAUGGGACAUUUAGUCGAUAAGAGCUCGUUCAAGCUCGAGUCAGUUGAACUUAAUUGAAUUUUUGGGGGCUUGUUCGAGCUCGACUUGAUAUUAUUGGAUUUUUGGAAUUAUAAUGAAGUUGGAACUUCUAUAUUAUAGUUUUGGAUACUCUACUCAUUGAUUUGAUGCUAUUCAUACUCGUGCUCUUUCAAAUUA